GGGGCGAGCUGAGCGGGGACGUCCGCCCGCGCGCCAGCAGCCAAUCAGCGAGAGGGGUCACGGCACUGCCUAGGCACGCACCACCCCUCCCGGAAGUUAAAGACGUCGGGGUUGUCAUAGAGACCGGAGAGGCGAGGCGCCGCGGCCGAGAUGACGGUGCACAACCUCUACCUCUUCGACCGCAAUGGCGCCUGCUUGCACUACAGCGAGUGGAACCGGAAGAAGCAGGCCGGCAUUUCCAAAGAGGAGGAGUUCAAGCUGAUGUACGGGAUGCUCUUCUCCAUCCGUUCCUUUGUUAGCAAAAUGAGCCCUGUGGACAUGAAGGAUGGCUUCCUCUCCUUCCAGACCAGCAAGUACAAGCUGCACUAUUACGAGACGCCCACCGGGCUCAAGGUGGUCAUGAACACGGACUUGGGAGUGGGCAACAUCCAGGACAUCCUGCACCAGAUCUACAGCUAUAUUUACGUGGAGUACGUGGUCAAAAACCCUCUCUGCAACUUGAACGAGACCAUCCAGAGUGAGCUUUUCCGCAGCAAGCUGGACAGCUUCGUCCGCGCCCUGCCCUUCUUCUCGGCUCGUGCUGGCUAGCUCUUUUUUCCUGACCGCCCCAAGGACUACGGUGAGCGUGAG
Molecule: messenger RNA, 630 nt
Organism: Candoia aspera
Lineage: Eukaryota; Metazoa; Chordata; Lepidosauria; Squamata; Candoiidae
Gene: TRAPPC1
Product: trafficking protein particle complex subunit 1
Exons: 5
Coding region: 151-588 (145 amino acids)
Biological process (GO): endoplasmic reticulum to Golgi vesicle-mediated transport
Cellular component (GO): TRAPP complex
Source: RefSeq, a predicted model, not a curated record